CGAACAACGGACGCGUCGCCCGCGGAACUCGUAGAACGCCCGGAAGUGUACCCGCCGUCCGUCAAUCGGCGAAAAACGCAGUAUGUUACGCGCAUAGAUGAUCCCGUUUUGCGCAUGUUUCUCUCGGCUGUCGUGGCGAUAAUAACGUAUCGCACGCUUGGGCUUUUCGUCGUUGUUCCCGUGUGAAACGCGUCUCGUGGGUUCCCGGACAACGCUCGAAACGACCGUAACCCAUCGAUACCAUUUACGCGACACGUGAUAUUGUUGUUCAUUAUGGCGGGAAAAAAAUCGAAUUCGUUUCGGAUUCUCUGUUUGAAGACAAUAAAAACGGCAAGUGAUAAAAUUCACAAUUCAUUAAAUUGCAAUUUUGGCCGAUCUCCGGCUAUUUUUUUUCAAUACCCUAAUGUCUAGCGUAAACAUUGCGUUUUACUGUCCGACAUCUUUAUAGUUUCCACUACGUAUAAAUGUUGUUAAUUUAAAUUGCUCUCGUGAUGCAUAAAUAAAAUAAAAUACAUAUAUAUGUAACGCAUAACUGUAUAUAUUGUAUAAACUAAUACAUUUCAAAAUGCUAUUUAAGUUUUAGUAAUUUUAAUCGCCGAAUGUAUAUAUAAUUGAACUAUACAAACCAGAGUUUGUAAAUAUUAUUUCAUUUAUAGUUCUUAAACAUAUUUAAAGGCGUCCCGGUAAAAAUAUCGACCUCUAUAAAUAAGAACCACCCUACACAAGUCCUAUAUUGAUCUACUCUAUUUUUCAAACUCGAGACAGACCAACCGAUUAAUUAUACAUUUUCAAUGCCCCCCCCCUCCCAUUGAAAAAUCCUGCUCACACCACUAGCAUGAACAGUUUGAAAAUAUUGAAUUGAAAAAAAAAAUAGUAGUCUAAUACAAACGUAGAACAUAAUAUUAUUUGUGAACAAAAUACAAAUUACAAUAAUAUGAAUGUUUUUAUCAAUAGAAUAAUUAUAAAAAGAUAUAAAGUUGGUACCUAUAUAAUAAUUUUCAACAAAUAAAAUUCACAGUUUCUCAUCAAUUAUAGAACUUUAGAUGACAAAUGUAUAUAAAUGUAAUGAAAAGAGUAAUCAAAUAAAAAAAAUAUGAACACAUUAUGUUCAUGAUUUGAAUUUGAAUAUUUAAAAAUAAUAAUUUUGAAGACGAAGAUUGAAUGACACUGCUUUCUUUUUACGUUUUGUUGUAAUAGAUUUGCUUUCGAUGAAUUUCUGAACAUUUACAACAAAUAAUAAUGUGUACGUUGCAUUAUGAUAACGUCAUUCGUGCGGUAGGCAAUAAGUGUAGUUUCACAGACGCAAAAUGGUAAAUAUUUAUUUGUUUAUUGAUAAACUGUUUGGUGCCAUCGCCUAUUGUUGGGUACCUAUAUCUAUAAUACAGUUUUAAAUUCUUUAUGGAGCAUAGUGCAAAUUCACAAGAACAGCCUCCCGAGUUGCAUAUUUUGCUGUAGCUAGUAUAGAACCCACUACCAGCAGGGGAUUUUCGCGAGAAUAAUUUUCGCGGUUUUAUUUUACUAUAUUAUUUACUUAUUACCACCAUACGUUCUAAGAACGUACUAAGAAUAUAACGUAUAUUAUGGAUACGUUUAACAUCGAACGUUUAUAAUAUUCAUUCUUAAUGAACAUAUAAUUAUGAUGACAGAUUAUUAUAAUAUAUAGAAACAUGUAUGUAGACCAUUUGAUAGCAUGGUCACUCAUUGCCCAAACUGCAAUGCCAAAUAAUUUUACUGGGUUGCUAAUUUUGUAAUUGAUUAUUAAAUUAUUCCAUAUUCUAAGCUUGUUUCAAAAUAUUUUUUUUAAUGUUUGAUUGAGAUGAUUAUUCGAUGUUGGAUUUUGGAUUAACAAAAUUGUUAUUAUUUUGUCUAUAAAAUAUGUUAGAAAAUUGACGUAUAAAAUAAAUAAAUAAACAUAUAAAAGGUCUGACCAAUAAGUAAUGAGACUGUUUUUUUUGCCACGCUUGUGGUAACACUGCGAAUCUGAAACUUCGUUCGGUUGAUCUCUCAUCCCUCCUCUAUCGAUACAUGUGCUCGCGAUUUUCGUACAAUAAUUAGUUUUCCAGUUGUGUUAUGUUUUCGACAACGUGUUUGUAAGGCGUGUCACAAAUAUGGAACAACGUAAUAUAAAUUUUGCGUUAAACUCGGCGAUUCCGUUAUGGAAACGUACGAUAAAUUGGUGAAAGUGUUCGGUGAUGAAGCCCCGAGUCGUGCUCAGGUGUUUGGAUGGCAUACAAUUUUUAAAAAUGGUCGUGAAAGCGUCGGGGAUGAACCGCGAAGUGGGAGACCUGUUGAAGCUCGAACUGAACAAUGUUCAGCGUGUACGCACUCUCGUGCAUCAAGAUCGGCGUUUAACCGUUCGAAUGUUGGCUGAUGAACUUAAUUUGAAACGAGAAACCGUCAGAAAAAUUUUAACUGAUGAUUUGUCCAUGAAAAAGCUGUGUGCAAAGNCGUGCCUUCAGUGUGUCGCGAUUUUUGACCUCUAAGAACAUCGCAGUGUUGCCACAAGCGCCCUAUUCGCCGGAUAUGUCACCCUGCGACUUCUUUUUGUUCCCUCAAACAAAAUUGGCCGUGAAAGGAACGCAUUUUGAGUCCAUAACUGACAUCCAGAACGCCGUGACGAGGGUACUUCAGGACAUUCCAGUCGAAGCCUUCCAGAAAUGUUAUGAGAGCUGGAAAAAACGUUGGAACAAGUGUAUAGAGGUGGGAGGGGAGUACUUUGAAGGGGAUCACAUCGAUGUAUCUUAAUAUUUAAAUAUACGUAUUUUAUUGAAUUAAGUCUCAUUACUUAUUGGUUAGACCUCGUAUAUAUAUAUAAAAUAAAUGUAUAGGCAUUGUUUUAAAUAGUAUGUUUACUUAUUAUUUUUUUUUUUUUAUAUGCAAUGUAUGUUUUAAUAUUUUUUAUUGUUCAAUAUAUAACCAAAAACAAUACUAUACAUAAUAUGGAGUAUUUUUUUUUUUUGGACAUGUGCUUUUUGAAGGAUCAUUUUAUAAUUACCUAUUAUAGUAGGUAGGUCUAUUUAAAACAUUAAUUAAUGUCCACGUGUAGAUGUUAUAAAAUAGUCGAAUUUGGUCUACUACAUGAUAUAUGAUAGAAUAUGAUAGAAUUGGAUUUUCAAAUAGACUAAAAAAGUGGCGCAUACAGGCUAACCUUAGACUUGUCACGGACAUCUAUAUUUGCAUCAGAUGUACGUCUUACGUCUAUGAUGGAUUGGUAUAUUAGACGUCGAAUAUACAUUGCAGUGUUUACUGGGAUGGUGAUAGAGCGAUUGGUAUUAUCGGAGUUUCGUAAAUACUACGGGUUUUUGACACGAAUAUGAUCGUUUGUGAUAAGUACCUAUGUUCAGGUGCGUGUACGAAGGCAGUAGUGGACAGGGGUUCAAAUCGUCCCCCCCCCCCGAAAUUCCAUAAAAAUUGAUUUUUAAUAGCGUCUCAAAAGUGAGUUCUGUCAAUGAGGAGGGUAUAAAUACAAUUUUAGUUUUAAUUUAUUACCAGAUAGUAGGUAGGUACCUAUGUAUAUUAUUAUUAUUGUCAUUUCUAAUUUUUUUGUGGUUUUCCUGCUUCUAGAAAAUUAUUACUGAUACGGUAUUAUUGCAUAGUCGUUUGCAUUAUCCGCAUCACAAUAUUAUGAAUUACGCGUUAUCAUUUAGGCUGUAUUCGAUAAAAAAAUAUUAAAUGUAAAUCUAAUAUCAGCUGAUAAAGUUGUAUUAAUUUAGGCACGCUAAUCAUUGAAAUAAAAUCACUCUGUUACGGACUUGCACCGGCGAUUUUCCUGUAGUGAAACAGUCAGCGAGUGGCGAUUUUAUUCGCCGGCUAGCAGCGUUGUCGGGAUCAUUUCGGUUACGAUCACAUCUUGCCAAUUUUGGCCACAGUUCUUCUACGGCAUGGUAGUGGACAUACUGGCAUACUGUGUCGCAAGGACCGGGACCGGACUAUCCGGGAGGCUGAGGCGAGGUUCAACCAGCCACCAGAAGAUUGAUUACAUCACAACGGCUCAGUCAUCUCGACACUUUCCGCCACGACGGUCCACCCUAAUGGGGACUUCGCCGUAGGCUCGUUAGGCUUGAGUUAGCAUUUGUAGGGGGAUGAUGCGAGUUAAUUCGCACAAUCCACACACCGAUAUAAAUUAGUUUUCUCAAGUUCAAUGCGAGCGUGCCCCGCGUAGGGGAAAACAGGACUUUGACAUGUUACGUAACUAUAGUUAUUAACAAACGAUAGCAGCAGUGGGGAAGUAUUGUGAAAACAGAUGCCAUACUGUUUUCGGUGUAAAAUAGAUGGGAGGGAAGCGGUCCUUUUGGUAUGUAGCAGCGUGUAAAUUCGCCCCAUAGGAAAUCGACACCGCAAAAAUGCAAAUUAUCUAUUGUAACAAUUAAAAAGGACAAAGAAAUUAUCCGUUUAAAAUAUUGAACGAUUUGUCCACACUGCUAUGGCGGUUUUUGGCCUUUUCGCGCACAGGCGACACAAAACCGCCAAGAAGAUGAACGUCACGAUUGCCGUGCUCUCGGCAAGCAUCGGCAUGUCCGAUGCCAUUUUAAGUAAGUAUAUUGUCGUUGGAUUAGUGUAAUAGUAAUAUAUCGUGUGACUCGUUGUGAACUACAGCGUAAAAAAAAAAAAAAAAUUCGAAAGCGUAUACGAACGCUGUCAAUGAGCGGUGAAUUCUCGUGAACAAAUUUCUUACAUCGUAAAAAUGCGCCGCGAGAACGUUAACUCGGUUGCUGGACCCUCGUUGAUUUUUGCGGUGACCGUAUUCAUGAAACAACAGUUAUUUGUGCAUUUAACUGACCAACGGUGUUUCCGAUAGAAUUAUUGCGGGCCGGCAAUAAUUUCCGUGUUAUUUUAGUGCGGACUGUCGCCACCGCGGCGACCGGUAAUGAUUUAUGAUCAUUUGACGAACGUCCAAUAUUCCCCGGGCCGUAACUCAAAACCCGGGCACUUUUUAUGUUUGGUCUUAGGUACCUAUCAGUUUUUAUUCUUACGGUAUUUUAAUUUAAUUUCUAUUUUAUACUAUAAUAUAUGCUCGUAUGUUUAUAAACAAAUGGUGCUGAUGCUGGGGACGGGUGCGGUGACGGUUCUGCAGUAUGUGGGGGUAGUUGAGAACUGAGGAGGAUAGGAUACACGAAGUUAUUUAAUUUAUACCUGUAACCGACGAUAAACCGUUAAUAACGAAAAACGAUUUGGAGCGAAGUUCGGUUAUACAUGUUUCAAAAGACCGCGGCCGUAAUAUUCGUCAACAUUUGAUUUUAAAACUCUUGUAUAAAAAAAGAAAUAAUGUACAUAACACUCAAAUUUUUUUUUCGACCACUAAGUGAGACUCAUAAUGUACCCCCUGUUAAAUUUUCAAACAUUUCUGUUUAGUCUAAUAAUUUUAUCCACAGAGCAGGUACUUACCAAAGAAAAAUUACGUAAAAAAAACCAAAAAAAUUAAAAUAUUUUUUAUAGAAAACAUAAGCCGUACAAAUUUAAAAUAAUGAAAUCAUUGCGCCUUAAUAAUUUCAAAAAAAAAAAAAAAAAAUGUAUUUUUCGUCUAUUUUGUUUUUCCCGGUUAUUAUCAAAAAUACUUUAAAUAUUAAAAAACGACUUCCUAUGUCAGUGGCUGUAUAAUAGAAAAGAACAAAAUCGAUUUCUCGUCGUUUUUCGAUUGGAGCAAUAUUUCUGGUAGAAAACGUCGUGUAAACAAAUUAAAUACCACGAAGACGGUAACGUCGUGGCGCGCCGUAAUUAUCUGUCGUUUUACCUAUAGUUAUCUUUCGGGCUUUUCACAACUAUUUCGGAAACCCCUUCCAAAAUCAAAAAAUCAUCUGUUUAAUGCGUACGAUAAAAUUAUCUUUCAGAAAGGUGUUACACUUAAUAUAUAGAAAAAAAAAAAAAAAACCAUACAUCGUAAUAAACGCAAUAGAUCCCUGGCUACGUUCCGAAUCUAAAAAUGUUUACCCAUUCGCAACGAAACUAAACGAAACAUAUUUUUGGGCCUAAGAUUUCAAAUCCGAACUAUCGGAUGGUAUGUCUUUCACCGGUAUACCUGUAAUAUAAAACGCCAAAUUGGUGUAGAAAUGUAAAUACCCUGCAACUAUAGAUCGGAUGCUCCGUGAAUCCUGAAUACACAUGUCUUUUAUAUUAUACGCAUACGCUCAAUAAUGGAUAUUGUCUCGGCUGUGUCGUGCCUUAAAUCGAAUUCCAGGACCCGCAGCGUAUUAUGUUUUUAAUUUAUGAUGGUUUUCUUUGCGAUCUAAUAGCCACGGGGGCUAUUGUAGUAACUGCAAACAAUAGCAACAAUCAACCGGCUCCAACACGGUCGCGCCGAUUCAUUGCCGCCGCUCGUGCCCCGGUGUACCCCCCUCGUAUACACACAUGUACCCAUCAUACCCGUUUUACGUGCACGUAUGUAAAAUUCUAAUGCUACAGUUAAUUAGAAAAAUAUAGCUAAAAACUGCUGAUGGGUGUGCCGGCUGUUGUAGGUGUGAAGUCAGGAAGGUAUGGGGCGCAUGGGGUUAUUUAAUGCAUACCUAUGAACAUCGAAAAACCGUAUUGUUAACGAAACACGAUUUCGAGCGGAGUUCGGUUACACGUAAUUUUUACGAUUUCCGUAGAAAUUUGAUCUUAAUUCUCGUGUACACAAAUAAUAAAACUUCAACGUUACGCUUAACUUUUUUUCACCAUCAAGUACAAAUUAUAAUAGACCUCGUGUUUAAUUUUCAAGCAUUUCUGUUUGUUCAAACAAUUUUGGCCACAUUAAUUCAAAAUAACACCUACCAAAUUAAAACUAAUUCUCAAAUGCAAAAUGUCUGUAAAUAACUAAAAAUCAGAAUGUUUUGAAUAUUUUACAGCGUUUUUUAUAUAAGUUUUCUGUGGAAUGUUCAAGUCUCUACGAAUAUUUGCAACCGAAUUACAACUUUAAUAAAACAUUAUUGAAAAUAAUAAAACCGUAAACUUUCCCGUUUUUUUCCCCAAUUGUUAAUUAAACUAAACGGAAAAUAAUAAUAAUAAAAAAAGGAAACACUUUCAUAAACACUAACAAAAUUUAACAAAAAAAAAAGGUCUCUUGACAUCAUUCGAUUGGAGCAAGUUUUCUGACGUAAAAGUUGUUUACAGACAGAAAACAAAGCACACACAGUAAUUGCCAAUACAUUCCGAGCGUUACCCUCAGAAUCUAAAACGAUGAGUGAAAUAACGGAGAGUGAAUACAGCAGACAUUAAUCGUAAAUAAAGUGUAGAAUUUUCUUCUUUACCCAGCAGCGAUGUCCAUCGAAGGACCCAUUGAUUGUCGACGACCACGCACGUUUAUAAUAUUCAAGGGGCGGGCUGGCCCGUCAUCUGUAUUAUAGUUUGAUCCAAGUUUUAAGACUGCGUACUGGCCUGCGGACCUGUGGCCACUGAUAAUAUUCAAAUAUUUUAUCCGCGGGAACGUCGCGCGGCGGAAUAUCGAAAACUCAACGCGCUCAACCGCCGGUAUUUUUACCGAAAAUAAACACCGGCGAUUGGAGGGGGGGGCGGCGGCGGCGGCUCCAUGACGACCGCUUUGUUGACCGCGCCGGUAUUCACCGGAGUACGGUAUACUCGGCGUCACGCGCGUAAAACAGGACGGGCGCGCGCGCACAACGUACCUAACCUAACCCCGGUGGUCGCGUGGUUCGGACCACGGACAAGGCUUCUCGCGGGUACCGGCGUGCAGGAACGGUACGCACUAGGUAUGUGAGCGCGUCGGUGCACGCGCGGGCCGCGUGUCGUCAUGGCGACGACACUUUCACAAAGCCGACCGUGUUCGACGGCCGUCAAAUACGUAGGUAUAAUACGAGGAUAAAAAAGAAAAAAAUUAUAUUAUUAAACAGGUACGACACGGUGCAUAGCGCCCGUAACCCCACCAACCGUAGCGCGUUAUACGAAGGCGGUCCGUGAGUCGUGACCUCAUACCCGUAGCACGGAACCGAGUGACAGUGGCGCAUUCGGCCCGAACGCGGACGAUGGGUAACGCGCGCCGUACGCUUUCGCCGUGUACAAAAAUAUUGUAAUCAUAAAAAAACAAAACAAACAAAAAAAAAAAACAAAAAAACAAUAGUAAAUAGGUGCAUAAUAUCAAUACAAUCGCGGUAGUUUUUUUUUUUUUUUUGCCAAACAUUCUUUUUCCCUACGCCCCCGGCAGUGUGUCGUCGGCCGCGUGUGUUACGACGACGGCGGCGGCGAGGCGAUUUUCGGAUUUUCGUUUUUUUCAUUCGUUAUCGCCCGUCUCGUAAACACAACUCUGUACACGUUCGAUUACGAUUCAAAUACCGCAGCGAUAAUAUCAUAAAAUUGUCCGCGCACGACGGAGACGUUUUCGCCCGCGGACCACUGCAGAUGUCGCCGUCGGUCAAAGUGUCGGUCCGGUUUAGCGCAGCAAAAACAUUAACACCCGGACGAAAAACGAUAACAUUGUCGCCGUGUAGAAGGACAACUCGCGUGGUUCCGCGGACGUAACCCCGUCAGACACCAGCGCGGUAAACCGAGGGGGGGGAGGCGGAAAAACCGGAAACGCGAUGAACAACAACCCGUACGCCCGGCCGACGGUACAGCCGCACAUUGAGGAUUUGCCUUCCGACUGCGGGUGAGUUUGACGCACGCCGUCUAUCCGUUAUAACGUUAUUCUCUAUUUCUCUCUCUCUCUCUCUCUCUCUCUUUCUGUCUUUCGUCGUGUUUUUACCGAUAUAUUUUUAUUUUUUUCUAGCCUCGACUGACCAUAAUUAUAACCACAAUAUUAUAUUAGUUUAGAGGCCGGAUUCAUAUUAUUUUAUAAUCCGCGAAAAACCAUUAAAAACACGAAAAUAAAAAAUAAGUAAAAAUCAUAGAUAUGUGUUUUAAAGUCCCCCUCUAUAAUGACUCGUAGUGUUAUUAAAUUAAAUUGCCUAACACUACAAAAAUUAUUAACACGAAUCGAUUUCUUUUAAAUAAAAUCGUACAUAUUAUAUAAAAAAAAAAAAUUACUUUUUAUUAAUCAUUUUUAUGGUGUUGGAAAAUUAUAUUUAUAAAUCGUUAGACUCGUUAGUCGUUAGAGGAGGGGCUAUUAAACACCUCUAUUAUUUUUGCGUUUUCGUAUACCUAUUUUUUAAGUGAUAUUUUUUUAAUUUUUGAGGCUUUUUGACGUUUCCAAGUGUUUUUUUGUGGAUUUUAAGAACAUAUGAAUCUGGCCUCUAUUUAUUAUGUAUACUUCCGCGAUAUCACUGUAUCUGCAACGAAUCUGUCGCAAUCGUAUCGUGAUCGUUGUCACGAGUAUAUAAUUAUUAUUAUCAUUAAUUCCGCAUGCCAGCACUGUCUAUAAUAUUUGAAUAUUAUAACGUGCAAAUAUGUUCAGCUCACGUCAUAUUUUAAAACUCGAAAUGUCUUUUACGUUUCGGACACCAAUAAUAUUCUAUAUAGCGUUCGGAUCAACAAGUUUUCGUCUGCUCGCCCAUCAUCAGCGCUCUUUUCUCGAUAUUCUUUUGGUCUAAAUCAAAUAAAUUUGAUAAUAAUAUUUUUCUAGACAUAUUCAUAUUCAUAAAAUUUAUAUCACAUGUACCGUUUAUAUGAGUUAUAAAAGCUUAAAGUUUAGACCGGAGGAGUAGACAAGGGUAAUAAAGUGCAUAUUAUUUAUUUUUAAACGAUAAAUUGGUAACUCUUCUACAUACCUCCAGUCUAAACUUUAAAGUGUCAUAAUAACUCAUAAACGGUUAGUUGUAAAAUCGGAUUAGUGUUAUGUACAUCAAAGUGUCUAGAAAAAUAUUCCCUGGGUUUGUGAUUGAAGGGGAGGGGGCGGUUACUAUUUAAAAAUCCUAAAAAUUGAAAAUAAUGUUAAAUAAAGCUAGAACAAUUUUAUAAUGGUUUAGAAAAAAAAAAAAAAAAAACAUAAAUCCAAUUCGCUUAAAAUCCACCGAGUAAAUGGGGUUGGUUUAUGAUAAAAGAAUCAUCUUGUUUUCAUUACAAGUAAAUUACAUUUUGAGUAUUGCUAAAUGACUAAAAUUACUUUAUAUAAAAUAAAAUAUAUUAUGACUCAUGUAUUUUCGUGGACCAAAAGUCAUAACAAAUUCGUGUAUUUUAAUUUUCAGUAUAACACGUGUUAGAAUAUAUGCCAUUAUUAUACACUUAUGCCAUUUAGAUCGAAAAAUAAAGGAGAACAAAUAAGAUGUAUAAAAAAAAAAAAGGCCAAACGCUGUCUUAAGACUUUGUUCUCUGGCCCCCUGGGACCAAACAUAUAUAACAUGUUUAAUGUUCAAGCAAUAAUAUUGGCACGUUGCAUAGGAAUUUAUUCGUUUUAUUAGCAUUGCAAAUCACCACAAAUCGUACAUUAUAGAAAUUUUAGAGAGAUGAUUUUGCCGUUUUCGAACAAUUAUUAUUAUUAUUCUAUUUCUAUGUGAAAUUCUGAAAGAGGGGACAAAGAUUUUGUCUAUUGAACUAUUAUAUUAUGAAAACAAUAACAAUAACUAUAAUGUGUGUACCUACAUUUACACUUUACACAAUUGACUUAUGUGUACAAUGUUUUAAUAUCAAAUAAAAAUCUAAAGUUUCAAUGACCUAGUUUUUACGGUUUAUUUUACAACGAAUAAUUAUUAUCACUGCAGUUUUUAACCCUAGUACUAGUGAAUUCAACUAUCCAGAUUAAGAAUAAACAGUAUAUCCAUAUUUGUUUAUCCGAAAUCCGAAUUAUUAGAAUAAUCCAGGUAAUCCAAAUAAUUUUAUUAAAAGACGGACAUACUUAGCACAUGUGUGGGCCACUGUUGUAGGUGAGAAGUUGGAAAGGUAGGAUACAGACGGGAAUUUAAUGUAUAUACACAACGAUAUUAAUCAUUGUUAACGAAAAACGAUUCUAAGUGGAAUUCUGAGCGGAAUAACCUAACUUAUUUUCCCGGCUUUUCUCAUAUAUUGGGAUCCUGGGAAAAUCAAUCAGCCUCUCUUAAUUACUACCUCAGGCGAAAAUUUCCUUUCAGAAAAGAUGCUAUACUUGAUACUUCGAACCAAGAUUUUUGGUAGAAUUUUGGUACACGGUAUAAAAAAAAAAAAUUAAAAAAAAUCCUCUUUCUAAAACUAAUACACAAAUACACUUCACUACUUCAGAGUUUAAAACAGCCACGUUAACACAUUAAACUUUAGGUAAAAUAGUAAUAGUCAGAUCCACGCAGAUGAUAUAAAUCCGAAAAAAAUUAAAGAAUAUUCAAGAAGUGGAUAUAAAGACAUUCGAACUACAAGGAUUAUCCGAAUAAAACUUAUUUCAAUAUACGGUUUCGGAUAUCUGGAUAUAUUCAAUUUCAUUGACAUCCAGGGCCGGAUUUAGGACUAUGUUACCUAGGUGGCUGGGCUACAGCCUAAGGGCGCCGAGGCUGGGAGAUUAAUUUUUUUUUUAGAUAUAAUUCCUACCUACAAAUUUAAUUUACCACCUACUAGAAAAAAAAAAUCUAUUGAAUAUAAAUACUGAUAUUAAAUAAUGUUUAUUUUUGUAAGUUUGCUGAUAUAAAAUUAUAAAUAUAGCCCGGAAUUAACCGAAUAUCAUUCAAACAUUCGAUAAGUAAAUGGGUGAUAAAACUUUACAUUAAAUUAUAUUUGAUAAUAUUAUUACAUAUUCAUGAUAUUUUCAACACGCUCCCUGUAGAAGAGGAUCAGAAUACUCCCACAGUACUUCUACUUGUCGUAAACGACAAAUGUAGUUUGGUCAGGUCGACAACCGAUGUAAAAUUCUGUCAAAUAUGAAGAGUUCUAACAAGAAUUCGGCAGAUUGUCCCAUACUUUGCACCAACAACGGUAGUGCACCAUACACCCAUCAGCAGUAAUAGCUCUUUGUAUUUUUUUUUUUUUGUUAUUGAAUACCUAUGUAAUAUGUAAUGUCACUGUAAUAUAACAAAACCGCGUCUUGAAAAAUAUACAUUUUUAAUCGGAAUAUAAAGGCGGUACGUUUUACCAUAAUUAAUUUAGGUCAACUGAACGUAGGCAGGUACGAAUAAAAAAAAAACUGAUUAUUUAAAUAUUUUAUUGUUACUGGAAAUAAAAUAAUUAAGGUGUACCAUAGUACUGGAAUAUUUACUAAUUAUAAAUUUGACAAAAAACAUUUGUUUUUUAUUAUAGUUGUCGCGUUAAGCUAAUAUAUUUAAGCUAAUUUAAAUAGAAGAAUAUUUAUUGUAAAAUUCGGAAGAACACUUGCUGUUUUAAUUACAAUAGACAGACGUAAAUCGAUGUGAACCGGGAGGAAAGAGUUAAAUUUUACCUCCCCCCAAAAGAUAAUUAUUCAAUUAGUUACGUUUUAAUCAUUUAAAACGCACCAAUAAUCGUUUUGGUGCCCCUUAAAGAAUCCAACUCUGUUACAAGUAUACCUAAUAUAUAAAUACAAGAAGUAAUUAUUUAUUUUUAAUACAGUAUAAUAUUUAUAAAAUUGUGUCAUAAACAUUCUUUUCAAAUUUUAAAGAACAUUUGAAUAUUAUAUUUCAUUGAGUAUUAUCAAUGCAAUUUUUUGAUUUUAUUAGGUACCUACUCGUGCGUGAACUUCAAUGACUCGUAAACCUCUCGUGCCGCUGCACUAUUCAGUGAUUAUUAAUUAUGGAUGUUUUUAGUAUAAAAUUUAUAAGGAGAUUUAGAUAUGUUUCAUUUCUGUUUCAAACUGUACACUUGAGCUGAAUAAUAUUAUACUAAAUUUUUUCGAGAAUAAAAUAAUUACAGCUAUAGUAUACAGUGUGUAUAUCGCAACUAGGAAAUUACACAAUAUAAUAGGUUUACUUAUAUUUUUGAAUUCUUAAUUUCCCCCCCCCCAAGAUAUAAUAAAUAUAAAUAUAAUAAUUUGUAAUAGUAUAUUAUACAAGAUAAUGGAUCUUGGUGUAAUUGACACGUAAUUUAAUUCGAAUUUAUUGUACAUUAGGUACGUGCUAUGUGUUGUGCUGAUAUUAUUAUUUCAAAAUUAAAUAAGGAGUAAGGAUCUAAUUACCUUAAAGUUAUAACAACCGAAAAUUAUUUUUCGAACGUGGGUUAUUUAGAUUUUAGAUUAGAAUUAGAUUUGUUCAAAAAUUAACUGCGCGUUCGGGGUUCACCGAAAAAAAAUACAAAAUUUAAAAAAAAAUUUCAAUGCUCACGUCUAGUUAAAUAGUUUAAUGUUGUUUUUAUUAUAUAUAUAUAUAAUAGGAAUGUCUAUUUUAGAAGUCAUAUUUUAUUUAUCAUCAAUCGACCGGAUGUAAAUGAGACCAAUUGCACUGUAAUUUAAUUUUUAAUUGAUUUUUGCCGAUUGAGCGUAGGUAUUAAAAUAUUUUAUUUUUAUGUAAAAUAAUAUGUAUAGGGUAUAGGUACACUGGCAUAUUUAUUAAGUAAUAAUUUGACAGAAAACGACCGUUUCUUACUAUAGUUGGCAUGUUAAGCUAAUAUAACUAUUGUUAUAGAAUAAUUCGAAAAUUCGAAAACCGUUUUCUUUUUUUUUUGUUAUAAAUACAAUUGUUUUAUGUUAUAAUACUUUAAUAAUAUUAUAUUAUUAUGGGUUAGUUUAUGAUUAGUUGAAAUAUUGUUUAGAGAAUUACAAAUUCAUGUUCGAAAAAUAUAUAUUUAGACAAUUUUGAGUUUAAAAAAUGAGAUAAAAAUAAUUAUCUAUCACUAAAUUCUACUUGUCGUUACAUAAUUGUAUAAUAAUACAUAAUGCAUAAUUGUACAUAAUUGUAUUAAUUUCGUAUGAAUUUUUAAAGAAGAUCAAAAGCAGAAUUGAUAGAAUUACCGUUGGUAAUAGAUUAGUUAAUAAUUUAUUUAUAAUUGACGAUCAAACAAAAGAGGGAUCGUUAUUUGCGGUCCGUAUUAAACGAUUAAAGGGGGAAUUUUCAAGGAAAUUUCUAGAUGAUAGUGGUAUUUAGAAUGGGGCUUGGGAUCGAGUGGAUCGAGGUGGGACUUUAAAGUUGAUAAGAGAUAGGAGAGUAGGAGAAUCAAUUUUUCCGCUAAGGAGAUUAGAUAGAAAGAGAUAUUACUCGCCUGUCUAUGAUCCGCAAGACUUAUAAGGCUCAGAGAAUGCAAGACAGUACAGUAAUCACGGGGAGAACAAGACAUUUGGAGUCGGUACCCAACAGCACGGAGAAACCUUCGCUGAACAAUCUAUCAUAGCGCUGAAUGAUGCGGGAGCUGGGUCAUACAAUACACUACCGUACUCAACGAUAGGCCGUACCAGAGUCGUCGGGUAGAGUCCAGUCGAGGGAUUUUAGUGGCAGGACAAUAUGGUAUUGUGGUGAGGAUCGAAGGAUGAACCCGAGAACUUUGAGCGCCUUACAACAUAUCUCUAUGUGUUUGUGAGGGAAGAGGUUACUGUUAAUUAUUUAUUAUUUUUUAAAAUAUAAGUAUUAGAUUAUAGAUAUAUGAUUAUAACUUUGAUACCAUAGUGGAAGAAGAGCUUUAGUCAAUUUUGUCAAUAUAGUUUUCAAUAUACAAUUAAAUUUAAAAUUUUUAAAACUACAUAAAGGCAUAAUGGGCUUAGUUACUAAAUGACUAAAUUAAUAGCGUUCUUGAAACCGUGUCGCUUAGAACCUUUUGCCGUGUCACCAUCGAUAUAAUGAAUUAAGAUAUUUUAAUUUUCAGUAUAACAUGUGUUAGAAUAUGCAUACACUUAUACUGUUUAGACAAAAAAAUAAAGGGGAAGAAAUUAUAUAAGACACUACAGUUGUAAAAAAAAAAAAAAUCUAAAAAUUGUCUUAAGUCCUUCUUUUCAAAGAUACAUUUCAUGUGUGGAUGUGUUUUACUUUUUUGACGAAUCUAAAGAAAAUCUUAAACGUUAAUAUAAUAUAAUAAAUUCAUAAGACUAUUUUUUUUUUCACUGACAAUAAUUUAAAACCUAAAAUACUAUACGUAAUAUUCGCUAUUCGAUCAAUAAAAAAACCUGACGUUUCUAUAAUUGUUUACCAAUAUAUAUUUAUAAUAUGAUAUCAUAAUAUAUAUUAUAAUAUAGGACAUAAGACGUAACAAUGACGUAUAUAUUUUGAGUGGUGUCUAUUAUAGUGUACAAAUAUUAUUUUGAGACAAUUAUAAUUAAUUACGACGAAAUUAAUUAUAAUUAUUAACAUUUUCGAUGACGUGCUUAAAUAGAAAAAACUCUUGGUAACGUCUAUACCGAGACAUUUAAAUAAAACACGGAAAAACGUACCUACCUAUAAUACGUGAAACUACUAUUAGUUAGGGCUAGUCUGACUGAGCUGUUGCAUAACUAAUUAAAUACUAAAUACUUACUAAUAUUAUACCUACCGUAGACAUUGUAUACAUAUAUAUUUUUCUACGUCAACGGUUACAUAUGUAUCUUUUUUUUUUUUCGUCACGAGCACACGGCGUCGUCGUUGGUUGAAAACAUAAUAUCAUGCGCUCGGCCGACGUUCGCAACGAAAGAAACCAAAAAAUGUUCCACGCGCCUCAAAUAAUCUGAGCGUAUUAUUAGCGUAUGUAUAGGUACGUAAAACGACGGGGAGGGAGCAGGAAAAUCAAGGAAACUUUUAUGCGCCUAACUAUUACACGAUGUGAAUUUCGAUCGAUAAAAACAUAACGCUCACUGCUAAAUGCAUAAUCGUGCGAGGUGUUAAUAUUAACGAUAUUAUAACGUUUAGUUUUCUGUGAAUAAUGUCAAGAUAACUUUUCAAUACUUUUCCUCAAAUUUUAUCUAUAAACUCCUUUUUUUUUUUUUUUUUUUUUUUUUUUUUUUGUAAUUCAACGGUUUAUUUCAUUUAUUUACCAUGUAAAAAUCAAAAUAUUACUGCAAUAGUUUGCAGUAAUUCUUUGGUCUUGGGGAAGACCUUAAGUCAGUUUUGUACUUAUAGUUUUCAAUACAAGCAAGUUCAAUUUUGAAAAUAUAUAAAUGUAGAUAUGCCGGCCUUUCAGACUAAAAAUUUCAUACGAUAAAAUUACAAAAAAAAAAAUUAAAAAAACGCCCUAACUGGGACUAAAGAAUUAUAGUAAUGUAUAGUGUAUUACAUAUAUAAUAUAUACAACAACUAUUUUAGGUUGUAUAUAAUAGGUUAUAGGUUUGUUUUUAAUUUCUCAUAGUUUAUCAGCUGCAGAUGAAUUCAACUAAAUCUUUGGCUGAAAAUCUAUACGUGCAACCCUUAAAAAAAUGAGGAUUAAGGAUUCUAUAUAAAUGCAAAACUGAGUGUUUUUGGUUGUGGCGAAUCGCGGGAAAACGCGUUAUUGAUUUGUCAUUUAAUAUUGACACAGUCAAAAACGUGCGAGGUAGCUAGUAAAUAAUUAAGCAGAUCGACUUUGAAAUCGUUUGCGAUGGACCGUUUAAUCGACCCUGCUAUGCAGUAUUCAUUUCGACCAGUCUUCUAACUACUCGUAGUAACUUCAUCCUUCUACCAAUUGUCUUAUUAUUAUUAUUUUAUAUAUUUAUCAAUUUAUCAUCACACACAAAAACGAUAAUAGAUAAUAUUUCAAAUUGAAAAAAUAAUAUCAACAUCAAGAUCAAGGGGAUACUAUAACACCCUAGAACUCCCCGUUAAAUCCGUCUCUGGUUAUUCCAGUUGUAUACAUGUUGGUUACAUGAUGCGGUUUGUUCCUCGUGUUCACCGCAAAUAUUUACCAUGUGUUUACCGUUUUGUUCGUUAAAUCCCAUUGAAAAUUCGAAACAAUCGUUAUUGCUGUGCCGCAGUAUUUUAUUUUUUUUUUUUCAAGUAUAAUAUGAUGGGCACACCCGUUUUCUGUUUUUAUGUGGACAUUGACGUCUCGUGUGCAAUGUGCAUACAUUAUUGUAUAGGUAUUACACAACAAAUAUACAUCGCUGGUACCUAGGUGGCUAGGUACACGUGUAGGAAAAUUAUAUGUACCUACACAUAUUAUCGUAAUAUAAACAUUUAACGCUGUCUGGGACAUAUGGUGUGAACCCUAUGCGUAUAGAUUGCUCAUUUAAGUAUGUAUAGGUAUUAUUAUAGGUAUACGCGCAGGAACAUACACGUAUACUGCUGGUAUCAUUGCAGUGUAUAAUAUUCGAAUAGGUACUCCAAGUAUAAUAUCGUCGGCUUAGAAAAAGAGGGACGUGUAAACCAAAUUUAGUUUUUAAUUUUAUGCAUAUUGUCCAAAUUUUUUUCAGAAUUUAGUGUUAAAAUUACAUUAGAUGCUAAUUUAAUUUAAUUUAAUUUAAGCAACUAAAUGCUAAUUUUAACAAAUUAAAUUAUCAAAUGUAAAUUUAAUUUCAAAAUAAUUUUUUUUUUGGUUUUACUGAAAAGUUUGCAUUAUUUGAUUGAUACGUUCCUCUCAUUUUAAACCGACGAUAUUGUAGGUAUGAAUUAUAUUAUACGUAGCGUGGUGAAAGCUUUUUUUAAGAGACGAUAUUUGACAAAUCGAGUAAACGGCUUAAAAUGCAUUAUAGUAAUAUGUAUUAAUAUGCAAGUUUGACUAAAUAUAAUGGCGCAAUUAUAGGUACUGAAGUCCAUCAAUACAGAGGAAGAGCCUCGUAAAUCAAAUUUAUUUAAUAUUAUGGCAGGGCUCAUGCCCUACUUCUCCCCCAAGGUUUAUGAACUAAUUACGCCACUAAUUAAAUAAGAAUUAAGUCAAUGCAUACUAGUGACUCGUGACUCCACAAAACGUGGAAAUAGCCUAUUUACUAACUCGUAUUAGGUAUUUAUGUAUAUAGGUACCGGGUACCUGGUACCUAUUAAAAAUAAAUUCCAAAAUUUCUCGAAAACCACGUAAAAAUAAUUACAUGAUUUUCAGUCAAUAGAUGUAGUUUAUAAAAUUGAAUUCGCCUCGGUAAUUUUGAGUUCACCGCGCCACUGCAAGCAAUACGCUAUCGUCGAUAAAAAACGAUUAGGAAUGAUGACUAUAAUACCUACUGGAAAAGUUUGGCCGACACUGAACGAUGACCUUCUUGCACUUCCGGUUCCUCGUUCGUCCGAAGACCCAUCAUUAUGUAUGCUAUUCCACAUAUUGUCUGAAUUUGUUAUUAAUCGUAAUGUAGGUGGACUGUACUGUUUGUGUACGAAUCGAAAUCCACGUCAAAUCAUCACCAUUAGGUGUAUUAUAUUAUAAAUACGCGUACAGUGGCGGCGAUGCCCAUUCAAUUUUCUGGCAUAUUGAGGCGGCUGGGUAUAAAAAUAACUGUGUGUAUGAAAACGAUGUUUCGAAAUAAGUUGACAAUGUUUUGCGUAAAAAGGUUCAUACCUAUUAUACAUUUUAAUCGUGUCACCGUUAAAUUAUAUAGCGUAUAAUAUAGUUAUGUUGUAACUACCUACCUGCUAUUGUAAUUCGAUGCAAUUAUCUUUGUUUUUUUUUAAAUCGUUCUAUUAUAAUAUUUAAUACGUUUUAGUAUAGGUACUUGUUCGGCUUGUCCAUGGAUGCUAUUAAAGUAUUAACUAUUAGUUGCAUAGGUGCCAUAAUAUGUAUAGAUAGAACUCCAAUGUUCUACAUAUUUGAAUAAUUAGGGAAAAGGUAUAUUUGAAAAAAAAAAUUACAAUGGUAUACCUAUUGGUAUCUAUUAUGAUAUAAUAAUAAUCAAGGCUCGGAUUUUAUAGCACUGAAAAUAACUGAAAUAUUUCGCUAUAUAUGGCUUAACAAAUCUUAAAAUAACGGCUAUAAUAUGUACUAACAAUUUUGAAUUAAGCUAUAGUAUGCCAUAAAAACAUAAAAAAAUUCUCAAAAAGAAAAUGUUUUUUUUUUUUAAAAUAUAUAUAUAAAAAUACAACCGAAAGAAGACAUAAAUGUAAACUGUUUGAUAAUUCAAUAAGCACGGCUACUUAAAAAUAAAUUAUAAUACGAAAUGAGAAUGUAGGUAUUUUUCUUAUGGACUCACAUAAAUGAAAGAUUUUUUCUAAUUUUUCAUGAAAAUUACAAAAUAAAUCAUAACAUUAUACAUAUUAGCAAAAAAUAGCAAUAUUAAAUUUCAUAUCUUUUUAGUCCCUGGCGCAUAAAACAAAUAUAAAGCGCACUCUGCUAUUUUUUAUCUGUAUCCUAAUACAACUGUUAGCAAAUGCUAUAAAAUCCGAGCCCUGUUAAUAAUAUGUAGGUGUCUUUUAAAUACCUAUCUACUUACAAUAUGUAGGCUACCAAUCUACCUAUAUUAAUUAACACUAUAAUAACAUGCGCCACGUUUUAACGCAUAUUUUAUCGGUUUAUUAAAUAAAAUUAUUGUAAUACUGCUAUAUAACCAAUAUUAUCAGGUACAUGUUUAUAAAAUGUAUAGAUAUGUGUACUUUUAUAUAUCUUGAGCCAUACAACAAUGGGUAUUAAACAUGGACGUGGACAUGCAUUAUAGGUAGGCAUCUACCUAUAUACCUAUAUUUAUUAAUAAGUACCCAGGUACUGUAUAAUAGUGGCAUGCGCCAUGUUUUAUCAACACAUUUUAACAAUACUAAACUUGUAUGUAGAUAUGAAUUAUCACUUUUUAUAUAUAUAUAUAUAAUAGUUUUAAUUAUACUAUACAUUUUAAUGUCUGUAUCAUAAAUAAUUAUUAAGUAAUGGAUAAUGUCUACCUAGGUAUUUUAAAUUUCGGUUAAAGUAAUAAUAUCGUUUUCUUAAAUUAUACUAGUUUCCUUUCAAAUGUAUAUAAAUGUAUUAUAAAACAAAAAUAGAUAGUUUAAAAUAUAUAUAUAUGUAAUUAUAUAUUAUAAUUAGUAAAUGUAUAGUUCAAAGAGUUAAAAAGGAAUUAAUUUACAAGAGGGAAGGAAUGGAGAACUGCCGAUCAAAAGAUUGAAGACCCAAAGAGAGAAAUGUAUAGUUAAAAACCAUAAAUUUGUAAUUGAUUAUUUUUAUUUGAAAUACCAAAUAUAUUUGUGUAUACUUUAUUUAGUAUAUUUUAUUUUUCAAUUAUGUCCCAGUUUAACUCCAUACUCGUUUAAACUAUUAUUAUAUGGUAAAGAUUUCAAAAUGAGAAGAACCAGUUACAUGGCAUAGGCAAUUUGUUAACAUACCUAUUCAAAACAAGACAAUUUGUGUCGCUCUACAAAAUGAUUUUUCUUCAAAGCAUACCAAUCUGUUGUGUAAUCAACUAAUACGAGUAUAAUAGGUACAUCUAUAUCUAUUGCAUUUACUUUAAACUUCCCAUGACCGAUUAACUCGUAUUUUAUCUAUACUAUUGUGAUAAAGAGGUAAGGUUUGCACGAGUGUGAGUUUGUAUGUAGAUUGUAGGGGUAAUCUCUGAAACUAAAUAUCCUAUUCUGUCACUGUUAGAUACCUAUAGUAUUUCCGAUGUAGUAUGUGUUUUAGCCAAGCUAUCACGGUUUUUGUCUAGCAAGUCAGAAAAAAAUACCGCUUUUCUAAGCAUUCUUAAAACACGUAGCGUACGAAUACUACGUACUAUAAAAAUGAAAACAAUGAAUGGCAAACAUGUAGGCUUUUAUAAUAGGAUAUGUUGACUUACAUGCUAAAACUAAUUUUUUUUUUGUUUUUUACUAAGUAAUGUUUAGAAUUUAGAUGUUUAUAUUAUCAAUAAAGUAAAGCUGUAAGCUAGGACUGCUGAUUUGACUAUGAAAAUUCUUCAAAUGAAAAAAACGAGUAGAAAUCUACACUAUUCCCGGAUGGCGUAGGCUAUGCCCACUAAUUGAAAUCCUAAAGUGGGCAGAUCCAUUUUUAGUACGAAAAUCUAUUUAUUUUUAUUAAUUUAUGAGUUACACAGAAAAAAAACAACAAAUAUUAUCUAAUUUGUUUUUUAUUAAACAAAUAAUAUGACGGGAGACAUAUUAAUAUACUACCUAUUACAUAAUAUAUACCAUAAAUGAAGAACUUUAGUAAUUGAAUUUCGUUGUCAUACGGGCAUUUAUUUUGUCACGGACAAGGCCGAGGGGACAAUUAGUUUUAUAAAACAAAGCGCUCUGUAAAUAAAGAGUAAAGUCUUGUGUACCACAUCCUAGUAAUCAGAUGAAAUGUUUAAUAAUAACAAGCUUGCAUUUUUCAUGAAGUUUACUUGAAAACGACUUUUUCACUUUUUUGAAAUUGAAAACUUAUACUCUUAAAAAUUUGAUUUUUUUUUAGAAUUUUAAAUUAUGAAUAAUAUUAAAUUAAAAAAAAUAAAUAAUAAUAAAAUGCGAUUUUAUAGGUAAACUUCAUGACGAAUAUUAAAAUGUAUUUCUAGAAGAUUUUCCGGUAACGGUGUCGUAAGCGAUUUACCUGUAUAAAUUUAACUGUUCAGUAAGAGUAUUUAACCUAACCUAACCUAACAGUACGGGGUAAACACACAGUAGUUGAUCGAUUCUACUUGUGCCAUGUUGUUGUUGUCGAUUAUUUUUGAUCACUGUCGAGUGUCGAGAUAAACGAAUCUUUUUUCAUUGGAAACGUAAAUACCAUAAAAUUCGUUUAAUGCGAGAGGAUUUUCCGAUAACAAAGUAAAUCGGUACAAUUGGCAAAAGAUUGAAACCUACUUUUAAACAAACAAAAAAUCCCUUCUCGACUGUACCCCUUCCUCUUAAAUGGCCGCAUAUAAGUUCAAAAGUCUUAUCGUUAAGAUGAUCAUUUAACUAUAAAAAUAUGUUUUGAAUUUUACAAACUUGGAGACAAUUUGAAAACCAUCGAAAAUCUUUUUAAUUUAUAAAUCUAUAUUAAUCAAAGGAGACGGGUUUUUUUUUAUAUCCAAUAAAAUGUUAUUGAAAUGUUUUUUAUACAGAUUGCAAUGGCUGGGAUAUUCUCUAUGCCGUUCUUGGAUAAGAUGCGCUACCAUUGGAAAAUAUUUGAUCACGAUUACUAUAUUUAUUUUCUUCCAAACGGCGUCUCAAAGAUACUUUUUUUCAACGUUAGAAUCGAAAAGCUACAACAUCCCCAAAGAAAUAUCGGGUAUGUUUAAUUCGUUUACUAUGUACCUAAUGAUAAAUAAAUAAUUGCAUAAUAAAAAUACCGAUGACGUACCUGUGUACAGCAGUGUACACUGAUUGACGGAAACGAAGUGUUUAAAAUAUAUGUAUGAAUUAUGACAAUGCAGAUUGGCUGUGGAUGCUCAGCGGGUUUAUUCAUUUAAUCCUCUCGACGUUCAUCGGGUACCGAGGAGGCAAACGUAACAAGAGUUCAUGGAUUGCAUUUUUUGGAGUCCUACAGGGUAUUUUGGCCGUCUUGUUAGCGUUGAUCAACGCGUCCGACCACUACAGUUUUCAACGACCGUCAGCCUUAGUUUUAGCCACUUCGGGUAAUUAUAAUAAUUAUAAAUGUACCGUAUAACGGAAUAAUCAAUGGUCCGUGCUAAUAUAAAUAUUUUAUUUUUCAGAAACACCGCUCUGUAACUCGAUACACGGCAAUUCUCACUACACCCAGGAACCGUACGUUUCGUCCCACUUGGUGAAAAUCACAGUACUGUGUUUACUCCAAGUCAGCAUGUCUUUGGGAAGCACUGCUGUAUUGGCUCUGGGUCUAGGUCUGCUCGAUGAGUCGGUGACUCCGACCAAAAUUCCGGCUUGUAUAGGUGUAGUGAUCGGUUCGUCACUGUUGGGUCUCCAGACCGGGUUGAUGGUGGGCAAAUUUGCGUUUCACAUGAGCGCGGAGUCCAAUCUGUCCGGAGACAUCGCGUGGCUCAGUGAGUUUAAUACCUUCAAAACUCGAAUUCAAUGCAUUGUCUACACUCUUUGCGCUUGUAUAUUUUAACAGUAAUCGGACUAAUCCUGAUAGCGGUCUCUUUCGUUGUGGUCCUAUUUCCCGGCCGACUGGUUACGAGUCGCGCGUCGUCAUUAAUACGGAAUAGUCCUAUUUAUCGAAACAAUAGAUACGGUAAGUUAGGUACCUACUGCAGCCGUGUAAUUUACACGAUGCAGUCCCAAUAGGCAGUAGCGGAUCCAAAGGGGAAAAUGCACUCCCUUCCGGACUUUAGAGACUAUACAAAAGUUUCUACGUCCACAAAUAUUCAACUGUUUAACGCAUAUAAAAUACAAGGUUUUCACGGAACAAAAGCGGAGAGGAACGACGAUUGUAUUAAUAAAUAAUAAUUGUGUUAUGAUGUAUUUUGGGAGGCGCGUAAAAUAUUAGAAAAUAUUUUGUCGAAAAAAGAAUUCGUCAGAAAGUAGUUUGUCGGAACCGUAUUAAGUCUGUCCCGACGAAUUAUUUUUCCGACAAAAUACUUUCCAAUAAACAAUAGCCAUCCGUAUUUUGUUUUUUAAUUUUUAUUCUGUUUGUAUACACAUUUUCUAUCAGAAAUCUUACUCCAAUCAAAACGUAAGUUAGCAAUGGUUUGUCUGUUCGUGCUUACAGACGUAAAUUAAACAAUCUUAUGUGUCCUACCUUUUCAACUUCGCUCGCCUAAAACAGGACAGCUGCACACAUCACCAAUAACGCCUACUUUUUUUUUUCUUUUUGCUUAGUAGUAAUUUUUUUCCUAAAAAUUCAACUCUGGAUCCGUCACUGCCAAUACAGGAAUGUAUGAUUAUUCGAUCGUUCAAUUUUAUAGAUUUUAGGAGCACGCUCGGAAGAAUUUUUGGUAACAAGCUAGUUUUGUCGAACGUGGCCGCCAUUGCUUGCGUGUACACGGUAUUGAUCAAUACUCUGUACGAGGAGCCCAAUUACAUGGAGUCGGUGUUUUUCGUACCUAAACACACGACCGAUGCAACCGAUCAAAGCACGAUUAUUAUCGGUGCGUAAACAACGUAUAUCUAAGGGCGAUGUUAAUCCUAUACUGCAUAAUAUGCUCGUAUACAUAGUUAAAUAAUUAUAAAUUUCCAUAAAUAAUUUAAAUAAUUGGUAUAAGCCGGGUAUAUUUUCUCUAUGCCGGGCAAAUUAAUUUCACAUUAAACGCAUUCAAAAUGAAAACACGCGAUGUUCGUCUGAUUAUAUAAUUUGUUUAUAAUUUUUUUUUUAGAUUUUUUAAGAUAUCCGUUGGCGGCCAUUUGCGUUUAUUUAUCUGGCGUGUUGAUUUGCGUCGCACAGCCGAGGGCUACAUUAUUAGCGGCCUGGAACAUCGGAAUCAUUUGUAUCGUGACUAUUUUAGUUUUCUCUGGUAUGUUUCUCCGGUGUUCCAAAAUACAAGUACACAAUCAAUUAACGCACAGGUAGGUUCAAAAUAAGCUUGAAAUUCAUAAUUGGAUACAUUUACGCACAGUUUAUAGUUAUUAAAACAAAUUUUAUACGAGUUUUUCGACUUUGUCAAUAGAAACGAACUAAACGAAUAUUGUAAUAAGGACUGCAGUUGUCCGGACAAUAUUCCAUUCGAACCAGUUUGUUCGAUCAACAGUCGUAUUGUCUACUAUUCGCCUUGUCAUGCCGGUUGCAAGACUAAAGACGUUUAUUCUAGACAGGUGCGCUAAUAAAUGGAACAUAUAUAAAUAUUUAAUACACCUACGGCGCAAAAUAAAAAAAAAACCUAAUAUUUAAGUACCUAAUGGUUUUUUACUCCCAUAUAUAGGAGUACGUCGGAUGUGAGUGCAUGGCAACGGAACACGCCAGCAAGCGCGCUUGUUACGAUCAUAACUGCCAUCAAAUGAACAUUGGCUAUCAAUCAAUUUCAGUAUUGAUUCUAUCGCUUUUGAGUACUUGUAUAGUGGGCACUAUCGUUUUACUAUUGAGGUAAUAGCCGAAUUUGAAAAUCGUACCUAUUUGGCAACGUGACCAAACAACUAUUUAACCGAUUGCUUUUGGGUUUUUAGAAGCGUAGAACCUGACGACCGUACUACAACUCUGGGUUUUGCAGUUACUUUCAUUUGCUUGAUGGGACACAUACCCGGGAAAAUUCUCUAUUAUUUAGUUUCCCGUACGUAUAUACUAUAUAUUAUAUAAUGAUCAUCAGCUGUACAUCUCUGACAUGAUUUUUAUACUACGUGACGUAUGCUUAUUUUCAGAUUUUACGUGUAUUUUAUACGACAACAAUAAACAAUGUCGGCUAAAUGGCUCAGCAACAUUUUCCACCUAUCUUAGUUUGUCCAACAUAUGUAAGUUUACCAGAGUAAAUAGUAUUUCUUUGAGUGUUUAAUUUUUACACAGACUUCAUUCACAUAAACCUAUGCAGGUAUACUCAUGACUUCAGCAGCACUCUACUCGUGCGUAUGUUUAAUGUCGAAGCCAAUGCGUCCGUAUGGCAAUACGGAUUCUGCAAAAAAGUUUAUAGUUAGCUCGGUGACGAGUCCGCUAAGUCCAUUAACUCCACCUGGAUUUGAAGAACGUGCACCGACGCCAACCAGAAAACCACCAAAAAGAAGACCGUCCGAUUUAACGUUUUCGGACUCAAACACCAAUAUUGAUUUUACCAGACACACGGACGAUUAUUCGCCCAGAAGUCCUGGAACCACACUCCGAGAGGGUGGGGUCUUGACAACAUUAUUAUAAAGAUUCAAUAACAUUGUGUACAAAUUCAAAAAAAAAAAAAUAUAUUAUACGUUGUAUAUCUCGUCAGUAAUAUACCUACAUAAAAUCAAAAUUAACGCCAUAUUACCUAUAUAUUUAAUUAGUAGACAUCUCUAUAGGGGUACCUAUUACGAAUCUAGUCUGUAAUCUGGAAGAAAUGGCAAAUUUGACUCUCAUCUAAAACUUGAAAAUAAAAACAUUGCGUUACACAAAAUUAUGUUAAGGAUAAUAUUACAUAUCAAUAUUUUGGUACGUAAAAUUAAAAUGUAUAUUAAAUCAUACGAGCUUAAUACUUAAACAUAUUAUUUGCUUAUAAUAAAGUAUGUCAUAGGUAUUUAGUGCACAUACAUAGUUAUAGUAAAUGGUUAUAAUUUACGAAAAAUGUAUAAUAUUUAAGUUUUUAUUAAUAGAUAUCAGUUUACAAUUAUUUAAUUUUACUUUAAGUUAGAUAUAUAAUUUAAUCAAAUUGUCAUAAGACCUAUACAAGUAAAUACACUGUUGACUUUAAUUUGGAUUUAUUUUAUUUUAUCUUGAACCUACAAAUCAAUAUCACAACAUAAUUUAGUAUAGACUACUACAAACUCUAUGUACCUAUCUAAUUAUAACAUUAUGAAUCUAAUAAGUAAUUACAUGUUUAUUUUUAGCUAAUUUAAUUAAAAGGUAAUCUAUUUUAUAUCAUGUAUCUAUAAUUCUUAGUACAUACUUAAAUUACCUAUUUCAAUCCGUCAUCAAAAUAGUUUAAGAUAUCACUGUAAAUAAAUGAUUUAAAUCAAAUCGAAUCAUUAACAGAAUGCCUAUAAUAGAUUUUAUAUAGGUAACGAUAUUGUAGUUGAUAGCGUUUGAUAAAAUAUUGAACCUAGUUAAUUAUUUUUAAAUGCUAAUUGGUAUGAAUCAUGCAUAAUUAUAUGAUUAUACGAAUGUAUGUAUAUUUAAUAGAUUAAUUGGUUUCCUAUACAUUAUUAAUUUACGUGGUUCAAAAAAUUGUUAUUAUUAUUUUACUAUUUUAAUAUCUUCCCGAAAAAUCCAUAAAAUUGUGUUUUCAUUUACUAAAUUUUGCAAAACAUUUUUGUUUUCAAUUACCUAUUUAUAUAGGCUAUAUCUCAAUACUUUUAAAAUAUAUUCAUAAUAAUGUGUACCUACUUUUGUAUUCAAUUUGCAUACAUUUUAUUCAUCAAAUAUUGCUCUACAAAAGAGUAAUUAGUUUUUUGUACCUGUUAUUUUUUCAAAUUAUUAUUUGUUCCUUUGUUAUACUAUAUGCUUUAAGUUUUAUUUUACUAAAAUAUUAUAUAGUGGUUCCAUAUAAGUUAUACUAUAUGAUUUAUAUAAUUGAUAGUUUCAAACAUCACAC
Cinara cedri is the source of this 26509-nucleotide messenger RNA. Lineage: Eukaryota; Metazoa; Arthropoda; Insecta; Hemiptera; Aphididae. The record is from the annotation of a GenBank genome assembly.